AUGCCUGAGACGCAGUGCAAGCCACAGAAGGCAGGACUCCAGCCUCUAUCUGUUGCCGUCCAACCAGGAUCAUACACCGCAGAUUUGGCUAUCGCACUUAAUAAUCUCUUUCCAGUCUUGGGUGGCACUCGGAGGCGCUCCCGAUCAUACGUUCCGGAUUUGGCCAUCUCGGUCUAUGUUUCGCUCCGAUUCAUCGAGGAAAGCGUCAAACUCCAGCGCCAGCUAGUUGCUGUUCACCGGGAUCAUACACCUUGGAUUUGA
This is a messenger RNA of Cantharellus anzutake, 261 nucleotides long. RefSeq lists its product as uncharacterized. The record is from RefSeq and is a predicted model, not a curated record. The coding region runs from base 1 to 261 and encodes 86 amino acids. The transcript has 3 exons. NCBI's taxonomy places the organism in Eukaryota, Fungi, Basidiomycota, Agaricomycetes, Cantharellales, Hydnaceae.